AUGCCAAACCUUGAGGACUCGAUCUCUUCCUCACCGCGUAUAUCUUUGGACUCCGAAAAUUCAUUGGCAUACUACAAAUCACAAUAUGAGCAGCUUGAAGCCGAGCUUGCGGACUUUCAGGCGUCUAGCAAGGAGUUGGAGGCUGAAUUGGAAAAGGAUGUAGAGGCUGCAGAAAGGAGAGAAAGGCAGUUACAAGAGAAGGUGGAGAGCUUGGGCUUUGAAGUCGAGGAAUGGAAGAGCAAAUACAAACAGUCGAAAGCUGAAGCGAAUACAGCACAGAAUACACUCCAGAAAGAGAUCACGACUCUACGUGACACCAAUAGGACCCUGCAGCUUAGGUUACGGGAUAUAGAGGUUUCGAAUGACGACUUCGAACGACAGGCACGGAAUACAACAUCUUCGUUAGAAGAUCUAGAGUCCAAAUAUAACGUUUCUAUAGAGCGUGGAGUCAUGGCCGAAGAAGAGAUCAAGACUGGCGAGCAAGAACGAGAAGCUCUCCGAAUUGAAACGCAGCGGCUACGAGAUGAACUCAGCGAUCUCAGAAUCGAAGCCGAGAUUAGGCAGGAUAAGCUUCGUCGUGCAGAAGGCGCAGUAGAAAGGCAGCAUCGGAGGCAGCCACCACCGAUUGUGCCAGACCUUGCCCGGCCUCAGUCAGCUUUAUCAGAGAUAUCACCAACAACAUCCACUUCGUCACCGACCAUCGCGACACCACCAACGAAAUCAGCGUCUUCUGAAGUAUCGGAGACACUUACACCUCCGUCCCCACCCGUGUCUGAAAGAUCUGUUCCCACAACCAUUACUACACCUGCGCUGCCAGUAGCAAAGUCGAGGCUCUCCAUGGCAGACUCAAACACAACACCACGCCCAGCUUAUCAGAAGAAUUCGUCACGUCAGCCGAGGCACUCUCGCGGUCCCUCCGUCUCAUUGACCAAUGAUCGCACACCAUCGUUCGCACGCCGAACCACGUUAAACCGCCCUGAAGUGGAGCAGAGAGGUCCUGGUCUCCCACAUUCCGGAUCGCUCCAUCAGAUUCGUGGUCUGAGGACUAAGAUGACGAACCUAGAGGAACGACUCAGAUCGGCACGCUCGAAACUCCCAGCGCCAACAUCAACCCCGCCACAGGCUUCUCCACGCAGCAGCUCUGUUGUUGGACAGUCAUUCAUCCCAGCUACCGUCACACUGCGCAGCAACAAGAAACGGAUAGGUGGUUCCAAUGCUUCUUCCGUCCAUACACCCACGACAGAGCGUCCGGCCAGCCGUCUAUCUUCAGCCUACACUCCAACCGUUGAUCGCCCAUCCAGUCGGCUAUCAUUCGGAAUCCCACAGCUAAGUCCUACGCGUGACAUGCACAGUAGUCGGCCGCCAAGUUGUGAUCCCCACAGUAGUCGACCAAGCUCUCGUGCAAGUCUUCACUCUCGACAAUCAAUCAGCCAUCUACCCGGCGCCACUUCCUCGAGCACCAGUCGUCCAAGCAGCCGGCAAUCUAAUACUGGUAGCCAGACGCCUCUCGGUCAUUUCGCCAACAGUACCACACAAUCCGAGUCUCGCCGCCCUCGAUCUUCGAUUGGAGGUUCUUAUGCUAGCACCCACGGUCACGGCCAUUCGGCAAGCGUAAGCAGACUGAGCAACUACGGCUCAUCUUUCCAGCAUCAGGAGGAAGAAGAAAGUGGCGAAGUCCUCACCCCUACGCCUUCGAGGAGAACCACCAUCGGCAAGGGCGACGGUCAAUCUUCCAUUCCUGGUAUCGCGCCCGCGAGUGCGAAGAAGAGAUUCAGUGGGUUGGGAAGCGGGCGGAGAAUAAGUUUGGGCCCGAGCACUGGGGGAGGGGAAAUGGGACCCCCUGAGAGGAGAGGUGCGAGGAAGCUGAGUGGAGUGGGGGAGACAUUCUGA
Molecule: messenger RNA, 1890 nt
Organism: Letharia lupina
Lineage: Eukaryota; Fungi; Ascomycota; Lecanoromycetes; Lecanorales; Parmeliaceae
Exons: 2
Coding region: 1-1890 (629 amino acids)
Biological process (GO): mitotic centrosome separation; vesicle transport along microtubule; chromosome segregation
Cellular component (GO): kinetochore; centrosome; kinesin complex
Molecular function (GO): microtubule binding
Source: RefSeq, a predicted model, not a curated record